This is a messenger RNA of Talpa occidentalis (Iberian mole), 4607 nucleotides long. RefSeq names its product microtubule associated scaffold protein 2 (gene MTUS2). Lineage: Eukaryota; Metazoa; Chordata; Mammalia; Eulipotyphla; Talpidae. The record is from RefSeq and is a predicted model, not a curated record. Gene Ontology annotation, molecular function: microtubule binding. Gene Ontology annotation, cellular component: nucleus; cytoplasm.
CUGGGCGGUGCCGGCGCGAGAUUUCCACAUCUGGAUUGUUAACUAGGACAAAUUAUUACCAAUGGCAGUAAAACGUGUUUUCUGGAGGUCAAGGUCUCAUGGACUAGUUGGCUCUCAUUCAGCAGGGACCUAACAAAUAAGUCAUCUUGCUGUUUAUCAAGACAAUGCUUGAGUUUAAACCAUUCUGGAACUGAUUAAAGCAGUGCCACAAUGUAACACUGUCAGGGGGCAGCAGGCAGCUUGAGAAUCUCCUAUUAAUCAAAUAGCAGCUUGAAAAAAGACCCUUUCCAUUACAUAGACUGCAUGGCCAGCAGCCCCCAUUGAAGGGUUGAAAAUGAGUGUCCCAGUGGCUCCUAAGAAAUCGUGUUAUACGCAGUUACGGGACAACAGAAAUGGAGCAAGAAAUAAUAAUGAGAGUAUCCUAAGUCUGGGUGAUACAAACGCCAAUCAAAUCAUGUUGGAGGUCAGUUCUUCUCGUGAUGACUCUGAGACAUGUGACCUGACGGAUGAAAUUGGAAAUGCAAAUUCAAGCAAGCCGGGAAAUAGUACCCUUUUCAAUAAGGAAUUUCAUCAACCUCAGGACUUUGGAAAAGGAUCUCAGCCUGGCCCCACUGGCCUGAAAGAUUUUAAAUUUUCUUUGACUGUUCGUAGAGAACUAAAUGAAGAGCACACAAUGGAGAGAGGCACAGACAUCUCACAGACCCCUCGGAGUAUACAGGGACCAAGCCUGUCAAGUUGGAGGAAUGUUAUGGGUGAGGCCAGCCCAGAAGUUUUGGAUAAAAGGGAUGCUGAAAUUCCCCGGCAUGUUCCCAAGGAUAAACUGGCAAAGACCCUUGACAAUGAAGAAUUGAGAAGGCAUUCUUUGGAGAGGGCUGGCAGCUCUGCUGGUGCUGUGGAUAUACUCACGAGGGAACAUAUUGGGAGCCUAACAUGGCAGCUUCUACAGCCUGCACACCUGGACUCCCCUGAACCCCCACGACAUAUGCCAGGUGGUGAGGAGGGACUUCAAAAGACAUUGACAGUCCAUUCUGCAGGGGCAGGUUUUCCUCCAGUAGACAGUACCUCAGAGGGAAAGAGUAUAUGUCAUCCUAAACCAUCUACCUCAGUAACCAAGGAGACCACCCCUUUAGAGGCCCAGAUGGAGGGGGGACAUGGACUGAAAGUUGGCAGAGAGAGCACAUCACAUUCUUCUUAUCCAGAGCCUGCUCUGAAUUCAGGCUUAAAGGAAGGCCAGAGUAAGUCAGAAGCACAUUUAGGUCAGGGAAAGGGAGAGCUGAAAUUUGCUCAACUGAGAACUGUGCAGGGAUUAAAGUCAGCCCAUGCAGAGUGUCUGGGAGGUCCUAAGGAGGAGGGUAUGUUACCCCUAGAGAGAGAGGAGCCAUGUGGGGAGCCACAUCAUGAGGACACCACUGGGGCACUUAGCAGUCUGUCACUCAGAGGUCUCCACCUUGGUGUGGGAAGAGGCAGGAGUGAACAAGAAAAGCAAAUAGUCAAUGUAGGUGAAGAGGGUUCUCUUCAGACCACUCCCAGACAGGGCCCUGCUACCUUCAGACAUGAUGAUAAUCAGCCCACUGGCAAAAUUUCACCAAGUGCAGCUAGGAGAUUGGGUGAAAAGGUGCCCAGCAGUGUUUCACCAGGUGAUGGUCAUGUAGCUUUUAUUCCUAAUGAUGCAGCUAACAGUGAGGAGAGAGGCAACGUAGACAAUGCUGUGGUUUUUCCCCCAGAUACUUCUGUUGGAGAAAGCAAAAUUGGGGUCCCAAAGCACCAUGACCCUCAAAACAGCAGUUCAGAAGCAGGGGAAAGUAAAGAGAUUGCUCAAGCUGUAGGUGAAAAUAGGAACCUUCUAGAAAACAUAACUAAGACUGAAAGCACCCCAGAGAGAACAGAUUCUCUUCUCAGUGUCCCAGCACCCUUCCACCUAGAGACAACUGUGAAUGUGACCCUCCAACCUACAUUACCCAGUAGCAGCUUCCAGGACUUUGGUGUGUUGGGUGUGGACACGGGAUCAUCCUCUGCUUCCUUACCCUCUACCGAUACCACAUGGUUGUUGAACACUUGCCCAAAAGUGCCUGACAAGAACACCUGUCACAGUGGGAUCCCCAAGCCUGUCUCGACACAUUCCGAGGACACACCUUCCUCUCAGGAGGGAAUGGAGAACCACCAGGUUGAAAAAACAGAAGAAAGGAUGGAACCUAAGCCCAUUGUUAUGCCCAAACCCAAGCAUGUGAGACCCAAGAUCAUCACCUACAUCAGGAGGAACCCGCAGGCCCUAAGUCAGGUGGACACUUCACUGGUUCCAGUGGGGCUCCCUUAUGCCCCACCCCCAUGUAGCAUGCCUCUUCCCAAAGAGGAGAAGGCAGCCAGUGGUGAUCUGAAGGCAUCUACCAGCCUCUACGAGAAAUUCAAGCCAGACUUGCAGAAGCCAAGGGUCUUCAGCUCUGGGUUGAUGGUGUCUGGGAUCAAGCCCCCAGGACAUCAUUUCAGUCAAAUGAGUGAAAAGUUCUUGCAGGAGGUUACAGAACGCCCUGGAAAAGAAGAAUUUUGUUCUCCUUCCUAUACUCACUAUGAAGUUCCUCCAACUUUCUACCGGUCAGCCAUGCUCCUUAAGCCCCAGUUGGGAUUGGGUGCAAUGUCCCGUUUGCCAUCUACCAAGAGCAGAAUUUUGAUUGCAAGUCAAAGAUCUUCAGCAAGCACCAUCCACCCACCAGGAUCCAUAGCAACAGCCACCAGUAUCUACAAUUCUGACCCCACAGCAGAUUUAAAGAAAGCCUCCAAUUCAAAUGCUGCAAAAUCUAAUCUACCGAAAUCUGGGCUUCGCCCUCCUGGAUAUUCACGUCUCCCAGCUGCCAAGCUGGCAGCCUUUGGCUUCGUCCGGAGCUCCAGUGUGUCCUCAGUGUCCAGCACUCAGUCUGUGGACAGCGCACAACCUGAGCAGAACCGCCUGAAUCGUUCAACCUUUGGGAAUGAAGACCAGCCGUCUCUGAAGGCAGCUCUGCCUUCCAAAGAUACACCUAAGGUUUCCAACCGGGUGGCCCCUCCAGCAUCCUCCAGCACAACAGCACCCCGCAGGAGUUUGCUUCCAGCUCCAAAGUCCAUGUCCACACCUGCUGGAACAAAGAAAGAAGUGCAAAAAGAUCAAGAUGUUAAUAAACCUGCUGUUUCAUCACCUAAGAGAAUAGUGGCUUCAACCACCAAGAUUCAUUCUCCAGGAUACCCCAAGCAGAGGACCACGGCUCCCAGAAAUGGGUUUUCCCCCAAGCCAGACCUGCAGACCCGUGAAGCAGAGCGGCAGCUGGUUCAGCGGCUGAAGGAGCGGUGUGAGCAGCAGGCCCGGCAGCUGGGCCUGGCCCAGGGGGAGCUGAGAAAGGCCAUCCGUGGCUUCCAGGCACUUGCCGUGUCCACUCAGCAUUUCUUUGGAAAGAAUGAAAGUGCCCUUGUGAGAAAAGAGCUGUCAAUCGAACUUGCAAACAUCAGGGAUGAAGUUGCCUUCAAUACAGCAAAGUGUGAGAAACUACAAAAGGAGAAGGAGGACCUGGAGAGGCGGUUUGAGGAUGAGGUGAGGAGGCUGGGCUGGCAGCAGCAGGCCGAGCUUCAGGACCUGGAGGAGCGACUGCAUCUGCAAUUCCAGGCAGAGAUGGCCCACCUUCAGGAGGAGCACCAGGCCCAGCUGCUGCGGAUCAGGUGUCAGCACCAGGAGCAGGUGGAAGAUAUCACCAACAGCCACGAGGCUGCUCUCCUGGAGAUGGAAAAUAACCACACGGUUGCCAUCGCCAUCCUGCAGGAUGACCACGACCACAAAGUGCAAGAAUUGAUGUCUACCCAUGAACUUGAAAAGAAAGAAUUGGAAGAAAAUUUUGAAAAGCUGCGACUGUCGUUACAGGACCAGGUGGACACGCUGACCUUCCAAAGCCAGUCUCUGCGGGACCGGGCCAGACGCUUCGAGGAGGCUCUGAGGAAAAACACAGAGGAGCAGCUGGAGGUUGCAUUGGCUCCCUAUCAGCACUUAGAAGAAGACAUGAAGAGUCUGAAGCAGGUGUUAGAGAUGAAGAAUCAGCAAAUACACCAGCAGGAAAAGAAAAUUAUUGAGCUGGAAAAACUGGCAGAAAAGAACAUUAUCCUAGAAGAAAAGAUCCAAGUUCUCCAGCAGCAGAAUGAAGAUCUUAAAGCAAGGAUUGACCAGAACACCGUUGUCACAAGACAACUGUCAGAGGAAAACGCUAAUCUCCAGGAAUAUGUCGAGAAAGAAACCCAGGAGAAGAAGAGACUGAGCCGCACCAACGAAGAGCUACUUUGGAAACUCCAGACUGGGGACCCAACCAGUCCUAUUAAACUGUCCCCCACAUCCCCGGUUUACCGGGGCUCCUCCUCGGGGCCCUCCUCUCCAGCCAGAGUCAGCACGACACCCAGAUGACGCCACCCCGCAACUUAUGGGAGCUGCGUCUCCUGUCCACCCACUGUUUCCAACUCGAGGAAUAGUGACCAUAGGCGGGCCGUGGCCGCCCUGCGCGCAUGCUCAGUAGCUGCAAUAUCUGCAUCCUAGGCGGAGUCGUCUUCUGAUCCCCGUGUAGACUGUCCUGGUGUUGGCACAUAGGAAAGUGUUAACGGUA